AUGAGUCACAUGAAAAAAAGUUUGAUGCGAUCUCAAUUGGAUGAUUUUGGCGAACAACAGAAGGAUUUCGCAAAACAAAUUGCUGAUCUUAAGACGGAUCUUAAUAAGACAGUUCAACUCAAGUUUGAUUCUGUGUUCGCAAAAUUAAUCGUGUCGAAAAGAAGGUUGAAAACGCUUCAACCCAAAUUACAAUCAGAUGUUAAAAGUUUACAGAAUAAUAAAUUUGAAAAAGACCUAAACAGAAAAAUACACUUUAAAAUCAAGAAUGACAUUAAUAAUUAA
This is a messenger RNA of Clunio marinus, 282 nucleotides long. Lineage: Eukaryota; Metazoa; Arthropoda; Insecta; Diptera; Chironomidae. The record is from the annotation of a GenBank genome assembly.